Molecule: messenger RNA, 3256 nt
Organism: Gaeumannomyces tritici R3-111a-1
Lineage: Eukaryota; Fungi; Ascomycota; Sordariomycetes; Magnaporthales; Magnaporthaceae
Exons: 2
Coding region: 494-2299 (601 amino acids)
Biological process (GO): regulation of nitrogen utilization; mitochondria-nucleus signaling pathway; negative regulation of transcription by RNA polymerase II
Cellular component (GO): cytoplasm
Source: RefSeq, a predicted model, not a curated record
ACCUCAAUAAUUACACCUCGAUUCGCACUCCCCCAAAGGUCCACCCUCUUGCUCUCCCCUUCCCAUAAACAUAACAAGACAGCAUCAACCGCCUGCUCCGCACUUUUUGUGAUUGUUGGUUUUCUUUCUGCAUCGCACAACCAUCGCGCCCAACUGAAAGCCUCAGUCAAACUCUCCCCGCCCAGGAACUAGCACGCACCAGCGCGCAGCUUCCGGAGAUAUCCCACUCCUGGAGCUUUAUAUCAUCGCAUCCCAAACCCGUCUCGCCGCCAUAUCGCCCUGCCCGCACCUUUGCGCUGAGCCACGACGAGAGCAGCAAACCACCUCCACCCCGGUGCCGAUUACCACACCCACUUCUGAAAGACGCAGCGCAGUCCAGAGACUGCCUUGAGCAGACGCCGUUCGCGAUCGCCUCGCGAACACCCCCGACGACAUUACGGACGCCGCAAUUCCCACGCACGCUCGACCCGCCGAGCGGACAUCGCGCACCACCAUGCCUUGUCUUUUAGACACACCCGUACUCAAGGUCGACGCCGAGGCCAUCCACCGCCUCGACACCCGCGACCCCCAGAACCUCUUCAGCGUGUGGACUGUCUUUGCAAGAUGUGCCGACUCCGUGUCCCAGGGCAGGAGGCUAGAGAACCUCUCCUGGAGGCUAUGGACACGCGAGACUUUUUGUGUGGAGCCGCACAUGAAGACCUCCAUGUCCGUCAGCUCGCUUCCCCGCGAGAUGGAGAGGAAGAAGUCCUCGUCGGACGACAUGCCCCAGCUGUCCGGUAGCGUCGACUCGAUCGCGUCGGAGGAGGCUAUCGACUUCAGCGCCGAGGCCUCUCCCAUGGAGAUCGAUCGCCCACGCAUCUGCCGACAGGACUCGUGCGCUAGCAGCAGGAGUCGCGGCAAGGAACGCCACAUCACCUCGGACGACUUCGAGAAGCUCGUGGUCUCCAUCGUCCACAGCAAGGAGCCCCUGGCCGCUCCCCUCUCACUGGCCGCGCCCCUCCCCCUGGUCGCGAUGCCCAUCAUCAUCUCUAGCCCUUUCGAGACCAAGCAGCCCGCAGCAGCUCCCGCCUCGCAGCCUCCAGCCCUGGAGCGCACCGGCUCCACCAGCGAUUCGGAGCCCUCCAAGGGCUCGCCUCCCCUGUCGGUCAACUCGUCGGCACAGUCGUCUUUGUCGCCCGCUAUCCAAUUCUCGCCACCCAGCCACACCGUCGUCCGCGGCUUCUCCACCUCGCACAUCCCCAUGUUCCAGACCAUUACAAGCCACCCGAGGCCAGCACCCAUCGACCCGAUUCCCGAACCGACGUCCUCGCCACAAGCCAAACUGGUGCAGUCCAAGAAGCCGCAGCCCAAGUUUGCCCUCGGUGGCUCUUCUUCCUGCGACGACUCCCUGAGCGAUCGCGGGAACAGCCCCAACGUGUCCCGUCAACCUGUCCCCGUCAUCAAAAGGAAGAUGUUCCAGGUUGGCGGCUCUUCCGAGGAGGAGAACUCGCUCAAGAGUGCCAUGCACUCGGCAAGGAGUGGCGGCAUGUUUGCCUCGCAGAAGAAGCAGACCUCGUUCAGCAACCAGCUGGUGACGGGCACCAUCCCGGCACUCGCCAUGGACAACGACCAGUCAGAUACUGAGGCCGAGGACGUUGACGAGAGCGCAAUCGACGACGACGACGACGAUUCCUCCGACUGGGAGGACUCGAACGAGGAGAGCGGCAAGUCGAGCAUUGACGAGAAGACCUUCUUCCAGCGUGUCGACUCCAAGGUGAACCUUAGCUCGAGGAGGUCUCUCAUCACGCUUAUGCUUGAGCGCAACGACCGCCAGGUGAAGCUCGGCAACGGCGCCUCGCAGUCGACAUCGGCCAUCCACCAGGGUCGCCGCCCGCCACGACAGGGGCCUUCGUUUGUGUCGUCGCCCAACGACUCGGACGAAAGCCCCCUGAUGAUGAAGAAGGGCACCCGCGCCGCCCACCUCAAGCCCAUCAACGAGAUCCCGAGGUCGGUCGCGCAGCCCAUCCUGACCCCCGGCCACAACACCCACCACCAAGCAGCGCUCUCCCCCAGGACAACGAGGCGCAACAUGCUCUCGACGGAGCUGACCGAGAGCCUCAGGCGACACCUCGUCUGGGAGCGGUCACAAAAGUCGUCGACGGUCAACGCGGUGCUCAAGCGCCGCCACACAUCGCAAGACGUGGCCAACCUGAAGCAGUACCCAGACAAGGUGGUAAUAAAGAAGGACACCGAGGUCAACCCCAGCAGCUACGACCAGUACUUUGGCCGCGAUGCCGGAUACCACUCCAAGGGCUGGUAGUCGUCGCCGACGGCGUAUUCAUAAUAUUUGAAAUCAUAUACAACAACAACAACAAGAACAACAGUCCACCACCCCAGCACCACACGCCCACUUCACCCCAGAGAUACCCCACGGGCCUUGGUUGGGCAGAUUGGGAUAAUCUGCCCGUGUAUAAUCACCAUACGAGCACACACGCACUCGCAAAACACAUACACACAACACACGAACACAUGCCAACAGAACGAGCUUGUUUUUUUCCCUCAAUUUUGCAAAGCGACUUCUUUUUGGAUGCAUUGGGUCUCGGGCGGCGUUUCUUUACUGGGGUCCAACACCGUUUGUCGGCACCCUCGGGCUCUGGUCAUGCAUUGGGAGUGCAUCGCCGUGCUGUGUUACAGACGCCGAACGGGCCGGAGGCACACCGUGUCAGGGUCUCGGUCUCUCCUGUUCCCAUUACAUAUGACUGGCAACACUGCCCUGAAAGAUGGGGGCGACCUUUCCAUUAUUUUGGACUUUUUUAUUUACUCUAAUCCUUCCUCGACGAUCAAUUCACGGUUACGGCGUUUCCCAUUAUGAUACCAGGAUUGCGUCUUUCUUUUUGUUUUAGCUUCUUUUUUACGUCUUAUAUUAUCUUCCUGUUCCUUCCAUUCCCUUCCAUCUCCCCUCCGCCGUCAAAGCCUCCGCUUGUGGAGCUGGCGCAGGUGCGGUGGUGGGGUGUACUGUAUAUUACAAGAAACCGUGCUCUCUCGGAUCAUCAUGGGUCCUGCAUCAUGAGCGGCGGUGUGGCCUGCCCGGCCAAGGGACACACAGGGCGUGUGUAAUCCCACCCCAUUUUUUGUCUUGCUCCUGGGGUCAACUUCAGCGAGGUGUUUUGUUGAAUUUCUUGGGAGGAAAAUGGGAAACCCAUGGCAUGAUUGGAAGAUGACCAAACACACCAAAACCAAAAGCUCCCAAAAAAUAAUUGAAAAAAUGGCAACCAAA